Messenger RNA from Lycium barbarum (goji berry), 1271 nucleotides. RefSeq lists its product as uncharacterized. Gene Ontology annotation, biological process: translation; ribosomal small subunit assembly; maturation of SSU-rRNA. NCBI's taxonomy places the organism in Eukaryota, Viridiplantae, Streptophyta, Magnoliopsida, Solanales, Solanaceae. Bases 625 to 1038 code for a protein of 137 amino acids. The record is from RefSeq and is a predicted model, not a curated record. Gene Ontology annotation, cellular component: ribosome; cytosolic small ribosomal subunit. The transcript is spliced from 4 exons. Gene Ontology annotation, molecular function: structural constituent of ribosome.
UUCAACCAAAAACAAAGAACAUAUAAGAUCCAUUUUGAUUUUCAACACACCCAUGAAGUAAAUGAAAAUAAAGAAGAAGGCUGGUGAAGCUCCUCAAGCCAUCGGCUGAUGAAGUUCCUCCGGCGAAAUUGCCAACGAAGAUAAAGAAAAAGGCAAGCAUGAGGUCACUACGAAAUCAGUGUUUGAUUCACGAUUUAAAGCUGCAAUGACAACACCCAACAUAUUUCCUCCAUAUAAAAUCAACAGAUCAAACCCAUAAAACCCAUCUCUCCGGCCUUCAUUACCCACUUAAACCUCAUAUAAACAACGGACACAAAAAAAGGGGUGUUUGUUAUUUACAAUUACAGUAAUUCGAUAAAUACCGAAAUAAAUAUCAAUAAAGCCUAAAGGCCCACGGUAUUAAAUUACUAGUCCUGCCCAAUAGGCUAGACCUACCCAUCAGUUCACAGUGUAAAUCCCUAGCACAUUACACACACAAAAGCUCCAAGUCGACCUUUACACAUACACAAAAGCUCCAAGUCACCUAACACACAAAAAAAACCCUAAUCAGGGUUUUAUAUACUCCCCAAGCUCGGGUCGAGACCACACAACUCAUUUAAGUGAAUAAAAUUUGAACUAUGUCAGAUGAAAGAUGAAGCAAGUCAAACAACCAAUGUGGGUGGAAGCACACCUAUUACUGAAUCUCUCAAUUCAACACUGGAAGUUGAACAAGAUCCAGUGACUGUGAAGAGGAAAGCUAUACAACUAAGAUCUGCUGCUUGGCCGCAUUAUGAUAAGCUCAUAGAAGAUGGAAUUAAUAAAGCAAAGUGCAGGUGCUGGUGUGGUUUGUUUGGCUUUCCCUUGCUCUUCUUUCAUUUGGUUCUGUAUUUGGAGAAUGGAAUCUGCAACCAAGCAUGCCGUUGUGGUGAAAGUCAGGUGAGAGUCAAGUUUAUUGACGACCAGAACAGGUUUAUCAUGAGAAAUGUCAAGGGACCAGUCAGAGAGGGUAAUGUUCUUACACUGUUGGAGUCUGAUAGGGAGGCCAGGGGAUUGCUUUGAGCGUAUAAUUAUGAAUGCCGCAUUGUAAUGCAUCGAAUACUUGAUACUGGAUGGGAUUUAUUUCCUAUUUAAUAGCCUCCGGUUUUGUUUCUUAGACUUGUAAGUUUAGACAUGUCGAUUUUGAGGUGUUAACCAUGAUUCGUGUAAUUUUGCUGCACUUCACGUUUUUGGAAUUGUUUAUGAUUAAUAUUUUGCUAGCUUUGCAUCAAUGGCAGUAACUAAUGGUUCAGAUU